Molecule: messenger RNA, 480 nt
Organism: Trypanosoma theileri
Lineage: Eukaryota; Euglenozoa; Kinetoplastea; Trypanosomatida; Trypanosomatidae
Product: Alpha-(1,3)-fucosyltransferase, family GT10
Exons: 1
Coding region: 1-480 (159 amino acids)
Cellular component (GO): membrane
Molecular function (GO): alpha-(1->3)-fucosyltransferase activity
Source: RefSeq, a predicted model, not a curated record
AUGCCGCCCGAUUGUGCAGCCAUUGCUGGGCGCUAUCCCCAGAAAUUGUGUGUGUUCCGCAAGUAUAAGUAUGCCAUGGCACUCGAAAACUCGAGGGAGAGGGAUUAUGUGACGGAAAAGGUGUACCACGCUCUAUUGAGUGGAGCCAUUCCGUUGUACUGGGGUGCCCCGAACAUUGAGGACUUCCUCCCGUCAGGUCGGCGUAGUGUGGUGGAGGUGGAGCGCUUCAUUCCUGGUCAGUUGGGUGAUGCAGGUUCGGCAGAGAAGGUUCAGGAUGACGGUGCGGGCGCGUUCCAGAAACUUGGGGAGUUCCUGCGGCACCUAGAGACGGACGAUGCGGCGGUCAAGCAGCUUUUUGCGUGGCGUCACGUCAAACGUGCGGAGGAAUGGGGUGAGAAUUUUUUGGAUAACAUGUACCACACGGAUCCGAUCUGCGCACUGUGUGCUGAGGCACGCGAAAAGCGGAGGAAGCUGGGAUAG